This is a messenger RNA of Rotaria socialis, 393 nucleotides long. Lineage: Eukaryota; Metazoa; Rotifera; Eurotatoria; Philodinida; Philodinidae. The record is from the annotation of a GenBank genome assembly.
AUGAGGGCCAUCAAUAAUCAACUUUUUAAAUAUAAAGAGCAUAUCUUAACUAGACGGAGACACGUUUAUACUUAUGUUUGGUCAAAUAUUCAAGCAAAUAUGAAUACUGCAUAUAUUCUAUGUCGCAUUCAUGCAUAUUUUAGUGUUCGUUCGAUUCUUCUGCGUUGUAAAACAAAUGAAUUGAAAAGUUUCAAAGAAUUACGAACAUCUUACAUCAAAAUCAACGGUAUUUACGAUGAAGAUACACGCAUUCUGAUCAAACUAGUGAUUGAACUUGCUCUUUUCUCAGAAGAAAAAGGCGACCAAGGCAGGGAGAAUCAAAAUAAUGAAUUAGGAGCUCAAAGAAAUUAUCAGCGUGCUCUAAACCUUUGCGCAUUGGUGAGAACACUUUAA